UGAGAGUCAGGCUCCCAGGAGGGAUGUCGUGUUCUUGCUGGAUGGAUCUGAUGGCACUAGGAGUGGAUUCCCAGCAAUGCGAGACUUUGUUCAAAGAGUAGUGGAGACACUCGGUGUGGAUGAGAACAAAGAUCGCGUGGCUGUGGUCCAGUACAGUAGAGAUCCAGCCGCCCAAUUCUAUCUGAACACAUACACAACAAAAGGAGAGAUUCUCAACACUGUAAGAGGUCUGAGACACAAAGGUGGGAGACCUCUCAACACUGGAGCAGCUCUGCAGUACGUGAGAGACAAUGUCUUUACUGCCUCCUCCGGAAGUCGACGCACCGAAGGUGUUCCACAGUUACUGAUCCUGCUGAGUGGUGGAAGGUCCUUUGACAAUGUUGACACUCCAGCUUCUGCUCUGAAGGAGCUUGGGGUCUUGAUCUUUGGAAUUGGAACAAGGAGCUCUGAUAGCAGAGAAUUGCAGAGGAUAUCACAUGAUCCCAGUUACGCUCUAUCUGUCUCUGACUUCACUGACCUUCCAAACAUCCAGCAGCAACUUCUGUCCUCGGUGGAGACAGUUGUUAUUGAGGUUACGCCAGAAACAACAACAGAUUUAGUCACCACAACCGUAGUAUUCACUGGCGGAGAAAAGAGGGACGUGGUUUUCCUCAUUGACGGCACAACAGCGGUGCGCAGCGAGUUCCCCGCCAUCCGUGAUAUGAUCGGGAGGGUCGUGGAAAAGCUGGACGUGGGUCUUGAUCGGGUGAGGGUGUCAGUGGUGCAGUACAGCGACGGUGCCACGGUGGAGUUCCUCUUGAACGAGCACUCCACCAAAGACGAGGUCCGCCAGGCCACGAGGAAGCUUCAGAGCAGUGGUGGGAACCGUCGGAACACUGGCCGUGCCCUUGAAUGGAUCUCCAAGAACAUCUACCAGAAAUCAGCAGGUAGCCGCAUUGAGGAGGGAGUUCCUCAGUUCGUCAUUCUAGUCACAGGGGGAAAGUCCAACGAUGACGUCUCUGGACCGGUUAAUCAGCUGAAGACCAACCUGGUUGCCCCUUUAGCCAUCGGCACAAAGAAUGCCGACCCCAAUGAACUGAGGCAGAUCGCCCUAAAGCCAGAACUUGCCUACUCCAUUAACAACUUCGGGCAGCUUCCAACAGUGGAGCAGCAGCUUAUUGCUUCAGUCAACACCAUGACCACCACUGACAUCUCCGGCAGUUUUGUUCCCUCAGUUUUGGAUAUUGCUAACCUCAACAUGGGGCGGAAAGAUAUCAUCUUUCUCAUCGAUGGCUCGGACACCACAGGCUCCAAUGGCAUCGCCCACAUCCGUGACUUCAUCCUCAACAUCGUUCAGCAACUAGAUGUGCAACUUGACCAGGUCCGGGUCGCUGUCGUCCAAUAUUCCGACAAGGUCAAGACCGAGUUCUCUCUCAACACCCACAACAAAAAAACAGCUGUGCUCUCAGCCAUCAAAGGACUACGCCAGCAGGGUGGAAGAUCAUCCGAUCUUGCAAACGCCAUCGAGUAUGUGACCAGGAAUGAGCUGAAAGCCUCGGCGGGUGUCCGGCUUGCGCAGGCCUCCCAGCAUCUAGUGGUCCUUACCGGCGGAAGGUCCCCCACUGACGUGUCCGUGUACGGCCCUCUGCUUAAAGGCUCCCGGGUUAACUGCAUCAGCAUCGGGGCUGGUGGAGCAGACUCCAGGCAGCUCAACCAGAUUGCCACCAGCUCUGCCGAUGUUCUCCAGGUACCCGCUUUCCCCGGCUUGCCUGUCAUUGAGGAGAGGUUUAUUGCCAGGCUGAACGGAACAAUGCCUGAUGAGGCACCACCAGAUUUUGUCGACCCAAGCCUCCCUAAAGCCAAGGUUGCUGAUAUUGUAUUCUUGGUGGACGGCUCCAUCAACCUGGGCAAGGACAACUUCAAGGAGGUGAUGGGGUUCAUCCAGAACCUCAUCGACCUCUUCUUCACUGAGCGUGACAACCUGCAGAUUGGCUUGGCGAGCUACACCACCGACGUCACCGACGUGUUCUACCUCAACACCUACAAGAACAAGGACGACAUAAUCAAUGCCAUCAGCCGCACCGAGUACAAGGGAGGCCGCAGGAUCAAUACAGGCACCGCCAUCCACCACGUACAGGAGAACCACUUCAUCAAAGAUAAAGGCAGCAGGAAGGAUGAGGGAAUCGCCCAGAUCCUGAUGAUCAUCACCGGCGGAAGUUCGGCCGACGACAGCAAGACCGCAGCUCUGGCGUUAAAGGCCACCGGCGUGCGCAUCUACGCUGUCGGCGUGGGUGACAUUGAGGAUGAGUUGAACAACCUGGCGAGUGAGGCCUCCACAGUGGCCAGGGCAAGCACGUUUGUGGAGCUCUCUGAGCUCAAUGAGCAAAUCCUUGAGACAUUGGAUGACGAGGUGAAGGGGAUCAAGCUCUGCACUGGCGUGAGCCAGGAGCCCUCAAAAACCUGCAGUCUGGAGGUGUUGGUAGGCUUUGAUGUGUCCUCACCAAACAUCUUCCAGGCCCAGAGGAUCCUGGAGUCCAAGAUGGGUGCCAUCCUUCAAAGGAUCACCAAGAUGACGGGCAUCAGUUGCUCGUCAGGCCAGAUCCCAUUGAUCCAGGUGGGCAUCCUGGCUAUGGAUGCCGCCUCAGAACCCGUCCACCUGGAGUUCACAGACAACUCCGACAUGCUGUUCGAGGCAUUCCGAGCACUGCGCACCCGCGGACCCUACAUCCUCAACGCCAAGACCAUUGCCGCAUAUGGGUCCAGGUUCAAAAGUCGAGCAGCAGAUGCGGUCAAGGUUGUGAUACAUCUGACUGAUGGUCUGGAUGGCCAGUAUAAUGAAAUGAAGAGACAGGUUGAAGAACUUAAAAUUUCAGGUGUGAACAGCUUUAUCCUGGUGGGUCUGGAGCGGGUACCCAGGUUUGAGGAGGCCGUGCUCCUGGAGUUUGGCCGCGGCUUCAGGUACACCAGACCCCUCAGAGUUAAUGUCAUGGACUUGGACUACGAGCUUCUGGAGGAACUGGACAACAUUGCUGAGAGGGAGUGUUGCGCGGUGCCAUGCAAAUGCACCGGCAGAAGGGGAGACAGAGGAGCAGUCGGACUUGGAGGACUGAAGGGUGGUCCAGGCGGAGCAGGUGGAGCAGGACAUCCCGGAGAUGAGGGUGGAUCCGGAGACAGAGGUCCUCCUGGUGUCAACGGAACUCAAGGUUUCCAGGGAUGUCCUGGACAGAGGGGCAUCAAGGGUGGUCGUGGGUACUCUGGAGAAAAGGGUGAAUUUGGAGAUAUUGGCCUGGAUGGCAUCAAUGGAGAAGAGGGCAAGAGUGGAGUCGCUGGACCCCCAGGAGACAGAGGAAACCCUGGGAGAAGGGGACCCAAAGGAACUAAAGGACAUGCAGGAGACAUUGGGGAUACCGGAAUCCGAGGAGAUCCUGGAACCACAGGGCGAGAUAACAACGUGGCUGGACCUAAAGGAGACCCAGGCGAUGUCGGCCCAGUGGGAGAGCCAGGGGACGAUGGUAAGAUGGGAGGCCCCGGUGAACCAGGCAGGACGGGUUCUGAUGGUAGAAGAGGCCCACCCGGACAAACUGGAGACCCUGGCAAACCCGGAGGUAACGGUGUGCAGGGAGAGCCAGGUAUCGGAGGAUCCAGGGGCCAAGCUGGACCAAUUGGUGCACCUGGUACCAGAGGUGAGGACGGGAACCCUGGACCAAGGGGCCCAGGAGGAGCCCAGGGACCCCCCGGAAACAAUGGCAGGAGAGGACCUCUCGGUCGCAAGGGUGAGCCAGGAGAGCCCGGACCCAAAGGCAUCGUGGGACCUCUGGGACCUCGUGGUGAACCUGGCGAAGAUGGUCGAGAUGGAUUUGGAAUCGCAGGGCCCAAAGGAAGAAAGGGUGAUGAGGGCUUCCCAGGAUUCCCAGGACCAAAGGGAGCGGCAGGUGAUGGCGGAACCAAUGGCGGACCAGGACCCAUAGGAAACCGUGGCCAGAGGGGUGUUUCAGGAGAAAUUGGUACUCCAGGACAGAAGGGAGAGGUUGGAUACCCGGGACCUUAUGGCCAGAAAGGACCGAGAGGACCUGGCGUUGUGCAAUGUGACUUGGUGAAGAAAAUCAGAGACAACUGUCCUUGCUGCUAUGGUCAGCAGGAGUGCCCACUCUACCCUACCGAGCUGGCCUUCGCACUGGACACCUCCGAAAACGUGGGUAGGCCUGCCUUCAACAACAUGCGUGACACCGUGCUCCGCCUGGUUGGCAACAUCACCAUUGCCGAGAGCAACUGCCCCCGCGGCGCCCGAGUGGCCCUCACCUUCUACAACAAUGAAGUGACCACCGAAAUCCGCUUUGCAGACGGGCUGAAGCGGCGUGCACUGGUGCAGCGUGUGGAGGGCCUCCAGGCAUUACAGACGCGCAAACAGCGUAGCCUGGAGACGGCCAUGAACUUCCUGGCGCAGAACACCUUCAAGAGGGUGCGCAGCGGCUUCCUCAUGAGGAAGGUGGCCAUCUUCUUUGUUAAUGGGCCAGUGAAGGAUCAGCGGGCGGUAAGCGCAGCCGCCCUACGUCUCUAUGACUCCGGCAUCGCCUCAGUGUUCCUGACCAAUAAAGAAGAUGGCCAGCUCACCAGAGCUCUGAAGAUGAACAGCACUGGGUCAGCACUGGGUCAGGUGAUUGUGCUGCCCAAUCCCGGAAGUGCACAGUACAUUUCAGCCAUCCAAAAGGUCAUGAACUGCCACAUCUGCCUGGACUCCUGCGCCCCGGACCAAAUGUGUGACUAUGCCCCCCCUCAGCAGUCAAGAGACAGGAGGGCCUCCACCACUGAUGUGGACAUUGACAUGGCCUUUGUCAUGGAUAGCUCCGAGACCACCUACCCCACCGUCUUCACUGAGAUGAAACGCUACGUUGCACACAUCGUAGAGCAGCUGGAAGUCUCGUCGGACCCCAUGGCAUCCAUCCACCAAGCCCGCGUGGCUGUAAUCCAGCAUGCUCCCUACGAGUUCCUGCGCAACAGCAGCGGCUCACCCAUCCUUGUGGAUGUGGGCCUGACUGACCACCGCUCGGCCCAGGACAUCCGCAACUUCCUACUUGAGAAGACGCCCCAACUGGAGGGUGGGCGGGCGCUGGCAGUGGCCAUCGAGCACACGGUGGAGCAGGUGUUUGAGAAAGCACCACACCAGCGAGACCUCAAGGUUCUGAUGUUGUUUGUGACAGGCCCUGUGGAGCAGGAUGAGGAGCGGCUGGUUGCUGUGGCCACCGAGGCCAAGUGUAAGGGCUAUUUCUUGGUCAUUCUGGGUGUGGGCGAGAAGCUGGGUGCUGGGGACACGCGCGUGCUGACGCGCAUGGCCAGUGAGCCAUCCAACGUCUUCUACAAGAGGCUGACCAGCACCACGCACUUCUACGACAUGCACAUUCAGAACUUUGGCCGACUGCUGCCCAAGUAUCUCAGCAUUGAGAACGUUUUCUACAUGUCCCCUGAAGUCUCCAAAAACUGUCACUGGUACCAGAGUGACCAGUCAUUCCCCAAGUUCCCCUUCCCCAAGUCACACCACAGCCAAGAGAAACAUCAAAAACACAAAAACCACCAGGCAGUCCAUCCAAGAAAGCACAACGACCAAGACUCAGACGAGUUGCACGUAGCCAAUGUCACUUCCAGCAGCCUGACCCUGCGCUGGGCCAGCCCGGACCCCAAGUACAUGGCCUACUUUAAGGUGGUGGUGACGCGCCUGCGUGACAACACACUGGUGUUGAGGAGAAAUGUGACGGGCACGGAGCUCACUGUUGGCGGCCUGGAGAGCGCCCAGACCUACCACGCCGUGGUGACCAUGCACACCGCCCAGGGCCACAUCGCAGCCACCCACAAAGGCAUUAUUACCACCAAAGCAGCAGCAGAGCAUAAGGUCACUGCCCCCAUGGAGGUGACAGGUAUCAUGGCCACUACACCACUGGACAAACCAGAGAUUGCAGAGCCUCAGCAACAAGUGGAGCAGCAGCCCGAGACGGAGAUCCUUCCAGCUAUUGCUCCGCCUCGAGAGCAGAAGGCAUGGGAUUGGUUGGAUGAAAGCCGUGCAAACAGCGGGCGGCGCUCACAGCGACGAGUGAGAACAAAAGGAAAGAGAAGAAAAGGCUCCCUAGGUGCACCUGUCAACCAAGGAGUCAUUGCCGUAAUAAAAACGUAGGAGGACAUUGAUUCAUUGUCAACAUAUACCUCUACUGAGGAGAUUCUGAGGAAAAUCAACAAAAAUGACCAAAGAGAAGCUAUACCAAAGGAGAGGUGGCUGCACUGGAUUCCACAAACAGGAUUGGAUCAAAAUGAGUAUUGAAGUAGUCUAUAUUACAAAAAGAAAGAAAGCAAAUCAAUUUGCUGCAUGAUUUUUCCUACUGGUGCUACAUAGUGUUUUUGUGUGUUUUUUUUCUCUGGUUGAGUUGCGGAGAACAUCCAGUGUUUGUAAUGUAACAUUUCUGGAACAGUUACAGAAUAUGUUUUUCAUUAAAAAGUUAAACUCGUCAUUUUAUUAAGUACUGUGUAUGAAUAUCUUGGGACAUAGAUUUAUCAAUAAAUCCUUAUUUACAUAUGCACAUGCACAUACACUCACAAGUCCACAGUGACUUUGAAAGAGUCAUCAUACGUUUGUAUUACUUCACUAUAUCCCCCAACACAGACAUUCACUCACCAUGCUGAUGUUUACACAAGUCCAAGCUGGCAGUGUGUAUAUAAUGACAGUUAAACCAGUUUCUCAGCAAGGAAAGGAAUUCAUCAUUUAAUGUAAAUUCACUUCUAGAACCACUGCCUCAAACACACAUGUUCCAGUUUUUGAAUAUGGAAUGUACUUAUCAAGCUGUUAGUGUUUUUUGUUGUUGUCUUGUUUUACUUAACUUUGUGUUUCAUCUGGGAACGGGGGGGAAUAAACAUUUAUUAGACUUUCUAAUAAACUUGA
Molecule: messenger RNA, 6901 nt
Organism: Oncorhynchus masou masou (cherry salmon)
Lineage: Eukaryota; Metazoa; Chordata; Actinopteri; Salmoniformes; Salmonidae
Product: collagen alpha-3(VI) chain-like
Exons: 37
Coding region: 77-6142 (2021 amino acids)
Molecular function (GO): extracellular matrix structural constituent conferring tensile strength; protein binding
Source: RefSeq, a predicted model, not a curated record